AUGAACCUGGCCGCCAACAGCAUGAACAUUCGCCUGCCCCGGAACGCGGACGAGUGCGAGAUCAAGGCCGUGGUCGGCUUGGAGGUGCGCGUCAAGGGCAUCGAGCAGCCCGAUCUCGAGGCCGUCGUGCAAAAGGCCAAGGAAAUCUGCCCGUAUCACCGCGCCACGCAUGCCCAGGUGGAAACAGACAUUCAGGUGUUUAGCGUCUAA
Messenger RNA from Cordyceps militaris CM01, 210 nucleotides. Its product is annotated as Peroxiredoxin, OsmC-like protein. The transcript is spliced from 2 exons. Lineage: Eukaryota; Fungi; Ascomycota; Sordariomycetes; Hypocreales; Cordycipitaceae. The coding region runs from base 1 to 210 and encodes 69 amino acids. The record is from RefSeq and is a predicted model, not a curated record.